Messenger RNA from Galleria mellonella (greater wax moth), 358 nucleotides. It is a transcript of the gene Ccdc56, whose product is annotated as cytochrome c oxidase assembly factor 3, mitochondrial. Gene Ontology annotation, cellular component: mitochondrial inner membrane. Gene Ontology annotation, biological process: mitochondrial respiratory chain complex IV assembly. Lineage: Eukaryota; Metazoa; Arthropoda; Insecta; Lepidoptera; Pyralidae. The record is from RefSeq and is a predicted model, not a curated record. The transcript has a single exon. The coding region runs from base 92 to 358 and encodes 88 amino acids.
UUUUUUUUUUUAAUUUUAUGUCAAUUUGUUAACCAACUACUUAGCUCAAUCAGCUUUGAGGUUAUUUUUGGUGAAUACAAUAGUAUUCGUUAUGGGAGAUUCAUUCAAACCAAAAAUCAGCACUACAGGGAAGCAAGAUCCAGUGCUUCGGAAGGCGGAGCUGGAUUAUAUGAAAAUAAUAGAGGAGAAGAAUCGUGAACGCGUACAAAAGCUGGAGUUGAUUGCAAGGAGAAACAGAUACACGGGCUUGACUAUUGGCGCCGGAGUUCUUGGCAUUUAUUUAUAUUCUAUAUUUGCAGUGAAGCAGGAGACUUUCCUUGACGAUUUCAACGAACCAGCUAAGGUGCAACAACAGUAA